UCUGAGGCUGGUCCAUCAUAAACUAGCUGUUCGAGAGGUUUUGUGACACAACGUCAUUUUGAUCCUUCCCGUCAUCUAUCUGACUUGCCAGAGUGACUGCUUUGCGGAUCAGAAGUCCAGAGCCAUUCGCGUCCACUCUGUCAUCCUGAAAAAGCGUCCGGAGAAGCUAGAAUACUUGGUCACCGCUUCCGAAUUGCCACUGAUCAGUAGUGAUCUGUAUGGUAUACAAUGCUGAGGGCGUUGGUUCAACAUAAAUGCCCAGGCUUUGCAGUAGAUGCAUCUGGGUCGGCUUUUCUCUCAAAAAAUGAUUUCAGCCAACGAAGAGGUUACGGUCUCUGUCACUUAUCGCCAUCCCAGCCCCCAUUCAAAUACAUAUUAAGUCCGUUCUCAGACCUGCGAUCCACUCUUCAUUGUCAUCCCAACCACAUCGAUUCCAACCUGUCCAUAGAUCGGUCAGGCGCAGUGCCUUAAGGGCUCUCAGUUCUUCGUCUGGUGCGCCAUUUGACGACGCUCUUGAAUCAGAAGACGAGUCAAUUGAGCAGUAUGAAGCCCGUCUGGAAGCCAGAAGACAGCAGCUGCAAGCAACUGGAGGAUCCGUUAAGAGCAGUCCCGUUUCAUCGUCAGGCAGCAUGGCGGAAGCAUUUGAAAUUACGCCUCAGACGGCCAUGGGGAUCACUGCAAUAAUCAGCAUUGGUGCUGUAGUAGCUCCCUUCUUCAUGAGCGCGUGGAACCCUGCAGCGUCGCCUCACCUGAAGGGCCUGACCUACCUGACGCUGAUCCUGGGAUUUUACAUGGCGUGGAACAUUGGCGCGAAUGACGUGGCAAACGCCAUGGGGACUUCGGUGGGCUCGGGAGCGCUGACGCUCCGCCAAGCGGUGCUAGCGGCGGCGAUUCUGGAGUUCGGCGGGGCGUUCCUGGUGGGAUCGCACGUGAGCCACACGAUGCAGAACGGAAUUAUCAAGGCGAAUGUGUUUGCUGGGAAGAACGCGAUGCUCUUCACAGGGAUGAUCUCGUCCCUGGCAGCCGCGGGGACGUGGCUUCAGGUCGCUUCGUACUUCGGCUGGCCGGUGUCGACGACGCACUGCAUCAUCGGAGCCAUGGUCGGGUUCGGCAUCAUCUUCGGCGGCUGGAAUGCCGUGUACUGGUCGUCCACUCGCUCGAGUGGUGUCAUCGUGGGUGGUCUCGCCUCUUCUCGGCGCCAGCAUCGCCUACAUCGUCUACAAAUGUAUCCGAAAGUUCGUCUACAGCUCGUCCAACCCGGGCCAGGCGGCGUCCACCGCGGCGCCCAUCCUGGUCUUCGCGGGGGUCACCGCCUUCUCCUUCUCGUCCCUCUUCACGGCCCCCAACGCCCUGCUGCGCGCGCUCGCGCUGUCCCUGGGCGCGGGGAUAGCCUCGGCGGUGGCGAUGUCAGCAGUGAUCAAGCGGCAGAUGGGCGAGCUGCUGGGGGAGUUCUGCGAGAUCCCCAAGCAGCCGGGCGAGCCCAAGCCGGAGAAGGGCCGCGGGCCCAUGGGCACCCAGCUGCGGAUUGUGUAUGGUGUCUUCGGAUACCUGCAGGUGCUCUCCGCAUGCUUCAUGUCUUUUGCUCAUGGGGCCAACGAUGUGGCCAAUGCCAUCGGCCCCAUCUCCGCCGCUCUAGCCAUCCUCGCCUCCUCUUCCUCCUCCAUCAUAUCCUCAUCCCUCGCUGCCGCUCCAGUCUCCGCCGGUGUUGCCACGCAGGUUCUCAUUUGGGGCGGUUUUGGUAUUGUAGCCGGUCUUAUCAUCUGGGGUUACCGUGUCAUUGCAACCAUCGGGAACAGGAUUACCGAGCUCACUCCGACGAGAGGCUUUGCAGCAGAAUUCUCAGCAGCUACUGUGGUGGUGGUAGCAUCUCGGCUGGGUCUCCCGAUCUCUGCCACGCACACACUCGUUGGAGCGGUGAUGGGAGUGGGCCUCGCACGUGGUAUUGGGAGUGUUAGGGGGGAUGUGGUGAAAGAGAUUGUGGCAUCGUGGCUCGUCACCAUCCCGAUUGGAGCUGCACUCUCAGUGAUCUACGCCUUUUUGUUCUUGAGAUUCGUUCCUGGGUUUAUGUAGGUUUGGAGAUGGCUUGGAUUUACCUUCUCGUUUGACCCUUUUCCAUAAGAUUGUGGGUGAAGCUGCUUGUUUGUAUAAGUAGUGGUAUUUUAGUAAUGGCCCUGGGGUUU
Molecule: messenger RNA, 2180 nt
Organism: Closterium sp. NIES-67
Lineage: Eukaryota; Viridiplantae; Streptophyta; Zygnematophyceae; Desmidiales; Closteriaceae
Source: the annotation of a GenBank genome assembly